Messenger RNA from Schistosoma haematobium, 3002 nucleotides. It is a transcript of the gene CCDC25, whose product is annotated as Coiled-coil domain-containing protein 25. The record is from RefSeq and is a predicted model, not a curated record. NCBI's taxonomy places the organism in Eukaryota, Metazoa, Platyhelminthes, Trematoda, Strigeidida, Schistosomatidae. Bases 404 to 1030 code for a protein of 208 amino acids. The transcript is spliced from 2 exons.
UGUAGAUACAGCUCCUACUCCUUAAGGAUUGUCAAAUGCUGGAAUUCGCUGCCAGCUGAGCUAGUCCAAGUGACUUGCCAGGAGUCCUUCAAAACUCGACCUAUUCUUAAGAACUAAUAAUAAUAUCUUACUAUGAUUUGCCAAUUUCUUUUUCCUCUAUUAUCGUUAAUAUACCUAGGUUCCUGACUCGAGGUAUUGGUGAUCCACUGCUACUAGACACGGAAGCCUGUUAAGCGAAAGCUUCUUCUAUUCCAUCCACAACCAUUUGAACCAUUUGAAGUAUGGAAUGCACGUUGUCAUUUGGCCUGUUCAAGGUCGUGGUGAAGAAGCGCGGUCGUGUUCGGAAGUCGGUUGCAAGUUCAUUUAAUCCGUCCCCUACAUUUUGGUUAGGUAACCAGUAAUUAUGGUCCUGCACUUUAAGUGUGAACUUGUCCAACCUCCGUACUUUAUUUACAUGGGAGAAGAUAAGCAUGAAAAUGAUGAACUUAUUCGUUGGGGAUGGCCAGAAGAUGUUUGGUUUCAUGUAGAUGCUCUAUCAUCUGCUCAUGUUUACCUUCGGCUUAAAGAGGGGGAAACCUUAGAUGAUGUCCCCACUGCCGUUAUACAGGACUGUGCACAACUGGUCAAGGAAAACAGUAUCCAAGGUUGCAAACUCAACGAUGUCACUGUUGUAUAUACCAAGUGGGAGAACCUGAAAAAAACCAAUGAUAUGGAUGUUGGCCAAGUAGCCUUUCACAAUAAUAAAGCAGUGCAAAAGAUCGUAGUUGAAAAACGCAAUGGAGAUGUAAUAAAACGACUAAAUAAAACAAAAGAGCAAUACCAACAUCCUGAUUUAAGAGGUGAACGAGAGAAGCGAGAUAUCCGCAUUAAAAACAAAGAAAAAGCUGUUCUGGCUGCUAAGAAAAAGUCAGAACUUGAGGCACAGAAAGUCCGUGCAGCAGAAGCAGAAAAAAGAUCAUACGAUCGUUUGUUUGUUGAGAGUAAAAUGAGGACAAAUGAAGAUGGCUAUGAUUCAGAUGACUUCAUGUAAAAAAUAAAUAUGAAUACCUUCCUACUUCUAAAAGUGUCUCAUCUCUUAACUUUAUUUUCUACUUAUCGGUUACUUUUUCUGAAUUGUCGAUCAUGUAAUAAAAACCCUUUUGGUUUACUUGUAUAUUAUAUAAUGUGAAUUUUCUUCCAUGCUUGGUGAAACUAAGUUUCGGGUGCUAAACGAUAUAAUUGUGAUCAUGAACCGAUCAGUGCUAGACCACGAUUGAAAACCUGAAAGCACUUCUGAUGAGUCUCUUAAUAGGACGAAACGGUAGUCCAGUGCUUCCAAGUUUUCAUUGGUGGUCUAACUUUGAUCGGUUCAUGAUCUCAAUUAAAACUCAACCAUCUCCACAACUCUAUACUAAUAAACAAUAUAUUUUAAUGGUUUGAACAUCCACGCGCUAUUUUUCAAAGGCUUGGUUUGAAGCAUGGAAUAUUUUGUUUUCGUACUCAAAAUAGCAUUUCGCAGAAGGCAAUUUUUGGUCAGUCAUGGACAAUAUAAAACCUAGCAAAAAUGUUUAUAAGUCUGAUUAACAAUAUGUUCAGUUUCGGAAUAGCUUUUGUGCUUCCUCUAUUUAUAAAUGUAGAAUGAUCAGUAUAAGCGAACGUACAUUAGACUCUAAUUUGAAAAUAAUAAAAGGACUCAGCUGUGUUUUUUAAUAGGGGAGCUGUAGUUUAUGUGCUUGUUGACAGUUGUAGAUAAGUUUCAUUGUAGUCUCGGAAUGAUGCCGAUGGAAUAUUUCUGACAGUUGAUAGUUUUGGCUUGCUUAAAUGCAUGCUCCACUGCGUUUUCCUUGACUAAAGACUACACUACGGCUUUACAUAUAUUCUUUUUACGCAACUAGGUUGUGCAUUUUCCUAUCUGUCUGUCAGCAAAACGAGCCCUAAGCGGGUGUGAUGCAAGUAGAUCUCUGGUUUAGCUGUGAAAGUAAGCUUGGACUUAGGAUUACAUAUGGAAGCUGGAGUCAUGAUGAUCGGGUAAAUAUGACAUUGGUUGGACAGCAUAAAUGUGUGGUUCUUUUAAUUCUGUGAAUGAAUCAUACCACUUGGAAUUCCGAUAACUGCGUUUUGCACUCUGAAGCCUCAUGACCCUUAACCUUAGUUUCUUUAUAGAACUACAAAAUGUAGUGCUGGGUUUUGCACAGUAAGUAAUCUAAGAUCCUUUUAUCUUAGAUUGUAAGAACUCAAUUCUAUGUGUAAUGAGUUUCUGAUAAUCCUUUACAUUCACUUGAGUUAUAUCAAAUACACUAGGCUACACAGAGCCUAUGCCAAAUAAAAGUAAAUUUUGAAGGCGAACACUUCAACCAUGUUUCACAUAUGCGUAAUGAUUACAGGACAGCUAGUUUUUGACAAAUACUUAGAUUGGAUAACAGUUAUCACCAAGUUUGUCAUCCCUAAACUUCUGGAGGCUCUCCUACAACAAAAUUCUAGCACACCAGUGCUUUGACCACAAUUAACUUCUACUACAUAAAAUAGAAACGAUUCCCUAGUCUAUGGAGGUUCGUUUAUUGGUUUACCAACAUGAUUUACUUCAUAAGUUGUGACCCAGACUAUGGUCCAUAUAAAUCCGUUGUGUCAUCGGGAUGCAGGCCAGUAGUUUCCAUUGACGUCUUAUCAUUGGUCAGUACAAGAAGUUGAAAGAUAGGUUCCUCUAUUCUUGAAGAUAAAAUUUGAAUUGUCCUAGACGCCCAGUAUUCUUUUGCUAGUCAUCAUUUGGUAGUAUUCGACUUGUCGAUAACAUAAGACGCUCUAAUGAGUAGAAACAUAUAACCCCACAAUUGAUUGAUCACUGGGUGGUGGUCAGUGUCAUGCUUAUCUAGUCCUUAUUAGUGCAGAUCGAAUGCUAUCGAUCAUGUUGCAAUGUGGCCAUCAGUCUAGGUGACUCGACACUGCGGGCACUAUGUCAACAGGACUGUUGACUACCUCCAACCACCAUCUACAUCUCAACAAAUAACCCCAUUUCACAUGUGGAU